AUGGCCUGCUGGAGGACGGCCGCAGCAGCCACUGCCCUCCUUCUGGUCUUGCGAGCGACGCGAGCGCGACAAGUCGUGGAGGAGGUGGCCGUGGGCAUCGAAGGCCUUGGAUUGCAGCUGAGCACGCGACGUUCAGGUGGUUCCAUCGCAUCGGACUUCAUCAGUGCAUCGUCCAUCCAGGACAUCAUCAUUGCAGAAGCAGUGACAUUCUGGGAUGUAUUCUACUACCUCGUGGUGGAGAUCAAGGGCAGCGAAAGGACAAAGGUUCCUUUCCAACACCUCCGACCCGGAAUCGAGGACCAAGCGCAGGUCUUGCGCACCUUGCGGCGGCUUCUGCUGAGAGACCCGGAUCUAGCAGACGCUUAG
Messenger RNA from Symbiodinium sp. CCMP2456, 366 nucleotides. NCBI's taxonomy places the organism in Eukaryota, Dinophyceae, Suessiales, Symbiodiniaceae. The record is from the annotation of a GenBank genome assembly.